GCCGAACCCGCCCCGACCCACCAACCCCCGCAGAGCCGGGCGUGCAGUGCAACGGCAGCGGCGACCCGUCUCCUCGCCGCAACAACUCCUCGCUCGCUGGUCAUCGUCGUGCGUCUCCUCAUCCUCUCCCGCCUCGGGAUCCACCGGGAUUCGUCGUGAAUCGAGUGUAUGCAAUGGCUACAAGUCUUGCAAUGGACGAGUACGCAGAACCGGAUGUUUCUACGACGGACCCCGUCGACAAGAAGCCGCCUGCCUUCAGAGGGCUGAAGCAGUACGUGAGAGACCUAGACGCGAACACACUCCCUCCGUUCCUCGCCCGUCUGUGCGCUCCCGACAGGCCAUCCUCCUCAUACUCCGAGGAGGAGAUCCUGUGCAUCUUCGAGACCGCAGCAGAAGCUCACGGGCGCAGCAUCGUACCGCACAUCGGGCAGAUCGUCUCGGCCGUCGUCAGGAUCAUGGCGUCAGGUUCAAGCACCCCCUCGCAUUGCGCCGGUUGCUCCAAGGUGGUCUGCACGUUGUCUCGCUACUGCAUCGACCCUCUGGGCAGGGAAGAAGAGAAGUCCGAGACCAUGAGCUCCCUCUGCCGCCCCCUGUCAGACUGCCUGAUGCACGCCAACAAGAGCGUCUCUUCCGGUUCAGCUCUCUGCAUCGCUGCCCUCGUCCAGUCCAACAACUGGCAGUUUGCGUCUAACGAGUUGGUUAACGAUGUCUGCCUGAAAGUGUCGGGCGCUCUGGAGGAGGAGCCUCGCUGCCAGACUGCUGCUGUGCAUGUUAGAUUGGUGCUUGCUCUGGUAAAGCACAGUCCUCUGACGCUGGAGCCUUACGGACGGACGCUGAUAAAGUCGGGCUUGCAGGUACUGGAUCGUAGCAGCACUGAGGCGAGCAGUUCUCAGAUGAUCAUGUCGUCGAUUCAGAUGAUCCAUUCGAUCAUGAGAAGCGUGAACGUGAGGACCAUAUCUUCUGAGAUCAGUAGCAUCAUCCAUGCUCUGGAGCACUGCCAGGAGGACGGCUUCGCUCCAGAUAUCUGCGCCGCAGCUUCUCAGGCAGCCGAGACUGCUAAGCUACUACUAAUGAGGCAGGAGGAACGUGGGGCACACAGAAACGUUAGCCCUCUGGGAAACUGCAGCGGUGGGAACAGCAGGAAGGGGUCGAAUUCCCCUGUUGAUCGUGCGGGUAUCAGAGACAGUGGGUCUAGCGGAUCUCCUCGUGAGACGCGAUCUGUCCGUGGGUUUGACGGCUUCAACUCUCCGCUGCAAGGUGGACAACAGUGCACUGGUGUUCUUGGAGCUACGCGCGCGAGGCGCCGGCUUUGGAGCUGCGGAUCUGAGUUUUCGCAAGGGAUGUCCGACGAUGAGCGUUUCUUCCGUACCUGGGCACCGUCUGAUUCUUCUGAUCUCGUCAAGUCGAGCAGGAGGCGCUCUGAUGUGCUGGCAAGAAUCGGUGAUCCGUGUCCUGCCUGUUUAACGCCCCAGGCAGCUAAUCAGGUGUGCAGCAGACGGCAAGCGUUGUCGACUCCAAGGAAGCAGCUGCAGUCUCUGGCCUACUGCAGCGAUUCCGAAAGAGACGGACACCGCCGCCUGCCUCCAAGAUCAGCUCUAACGUUGUUUACGCAGCGCCCGGACCAUCCUUCGUUUCAAAAGAACUCUGGAUGCGAGGGAAGGAAAGGCUGUUGCAGCUCGACGCAGCAGAGGAGGAACCUCCAGUGGAGCACACGGACCGGGGACUCGCUGGCCGAAGACCUGAAGUUCGCCACAAGCAGCAGCAGCAGCAGCAGCCGGCGUUGUUGUUCUGACAGCGCACGAGCUCCUCCUCCGCCGCCGUGCGAAGAACGCCGAUGCGACGACGCUGCUGAACAUCGUCCGAAGGUGACUGGGAUCGCCAAGAGAAGAGAGACGAACCGUCGUCGGAGCACGGCUCGGUUUUUUAUCUGCGCUAUGGUGGUGGUGUUCGCGGCGGCGCUGUUGCUGGCUUGCUGGGAGCAGGACCACCACCCCAGUAACGAGCUGUACUUCGUAGUACCUACUUAGGCCUGGUUCGUUUCUGCUGGAUUGGUGGGUCCGAACGAUUUCUAACUGGAUUACUUUUUUAAUUUAUAUAAAUUUUGAUUAGUUGGAACGAUUCUAGGUGCAAUUCGACACAAAUGAAAGGCCUUAGCGUAUGCCUCCAUGUGAGUGUAACCGUAAGAUCUUACCUUUGUAAGAAAAAAGGAGGGUCAUUUUCG
Molecule: messenger RNA, 2221 nt
Organism: Zea mays
Lineage: Eukaryota; Viridiplantae; Streptophyta; Magnoliopsida; Poales; Poaceae
Exons: 3
Coding region: 174-2027 (617 amino acids)
Cellular component (GO): microtubule
Molecular function (GO): microtubule binding
Source: RefSeq, marked validated